AUGCUGGACCAGAAAUCGAUAGACCAUUUGAUCCGUCUCAAAGACGCCCUUGAUCGUGAACCUCACGUCUCGGACUCGGACGAAAGCGACACUAACAUUUCAACCAACCGAGGAAACAAGCUGAAGCGGGCAGCUGAGGAUGUGCAUAUGACCAAGUUGCCCGCCCCUCCUCUCGGCAACCAUCGGCUCAAGAUUGUCGAGUACAACGGCGUUCGGAGACCAGUCCUCUACAAGCGCCGACGACGGGAUGAUAACGACGACAACGACGAUGAUGACGGCAAUAACGACGAAAACCCAGAUAAUAACGAUGAUGACGAUGAUGACUCUAAUCCUUACCGAGGCAUCCAGCUGGAGGAGAUCUUAGCUCCCCUCACCCAUCCCGCAGACCUGCCCCACCACAAGUCUAUGGCACGAACAAUGACGUCGACAACACUGCGAACUCUCUCUACACGAGCGCUCGACGUGAUCUGCCAGGAACAAAAGCACGUGGUGCAGUUCAUGAAGCUCAUGUCCGUUUUUCUCGGAGAUGACCCAUCGUACAUUCUGGCUGACAACAUGCAAUUGCCAGAUUAUGACAUGGAGGAAGGUGAGGAUGCUCCGCGAAGAACUCGUCAGCUUGCCACCCAGGAGAUUGACCCGUUUUUCGCCCUUCCUCAGAUUCCCUACGACCGAGACUUUGGUAUCAAUCGAGAUGCUGCUGAGGAGACUCGACAGCUGACCCAGAUUGCUCUUCAGCGGUGCGAGGAGUUUAUCCGAUGUAUCACUUCUGUGCGAAUGGGGCUGUUGCGUGCUGAUCGGUUCAGAGGCCAGGUUUACCGAUGGUGCAAGGAGAUGGGCGAUCAGGGCAACGAGAACGAGAGCGAGGAGCAGUCCUCCGAGGAGUAG
Molecule: messenger RNA, 885 nt
Organism: Yarrowia lipolytica CLIB122
Lineage: Eukaryota; Fungi; Ascomycota; Dipodascomycetes; Dipodascales
Biological process (GO): negative regulation of silent mating-type cassette heterochromatin formation; negative regulation of rDNA heterochromatin formation
Cellular component (GO): cytosol; Rpd3L complex
Source: RefSeq, a predicted model, not a curated record